Molecule: messenger RNA, 1198 nt
Organism: Leguminivora glycinivorella
Lineage: Eukaryota; Metazoa; Arthropoda; Insecta; Lepidoptera; Tortricidae
Exons: 5
Coding region: 158-1171 (337 amino acids)
Source: RefSeq, a predicted model, not a curated record
GGUUAAAUACGUAGGAUUUGAUUGAGACUAAUAAAUAUUUCUUACUUUUUCGCCGCUGUUAUAAUAAUAAUAAUAAAAGGUGCAUUAGAUCCUUACGCUACGAUUACGUACAACUGCAGUUUACUAACGAAUUGGCAGUUGAUUAAAUAAAUGCAUUAUGGUAAAUGAUGAAGUGUUACAAGAAUAUUCUAACUCAAUUAUACGACUCAAAAAACAGUGCAUGGACGCUGGUAUGAGCGAAGAGGAGUUUCGGCGAUUAUAUUUUGAAUCUCUUGACUCUCUAGAACACCGAAAUCCUAUAAGUUCGGUUACGCAUCGAAGACACAGAUCAAAGUUCCGGAUAGCACUGAUUGGCUUGUUUUUAACCAUUUGUGUCGUCUAUAAUAUUAAGCCUAUUUACAGCUCUGUUGUUUGUAAUCUACAAGAAUAUAUCUACCCUGGAUUGAGAUUUCUAAGGCGGAUAUCAAUUCCAUUCAUAUCCUUAUUCCCUGGACUUACUGAUUUAUACCAUGAAACAUGUUUGAUACAAAAUCCAUUCUUCAUGGUUGUGGAUAUGGACUGCUGGCCAUGCAGCAGUGUUUCCAAUGUCAGAGAAAUAUAUGAUCCGAAAAUAAUCACCAAUCAACAGCAUACUGCUCCAUUUAUAUAUGAGACUGACCAACAACUUGUGAGACUAGAGAAACUUAUAGAGUUAUACAAUAAGAAUGAGGAAGUAUUUAACAAGGAAGCACCAAAAAUAUUACUCAAUAAUAAAUAUUAUUCAAAACUGAAUAAAGUAUUCAAUGAACCCCAGAUACUAGGAGAUAAAAAUCUAUUUGUUUGGAAAUUAAAUACUAUGAAUAUUGCUAGAAUACUCCGCCAAGUUAUUCCUAGACCCAAAGUAGUGCCUAAGUUUGGACAGAGCACUGAGAGAUUCUUGAUCAUAGACAAUAGUCAAGGACAGUUUGCCGUGCCAGACACUGAGUGCAGUUUCUCAUUCCUGUUGGUACUCAGUGGUAGCAGAACAGUCAAUUUGAAACCAGCAGAGGAAUGCAAACAUCAGUGUCGAUCAUUGAGAGUUGAAUUGAAAGAAACAUACCUAUUGUGGUACAAUUGGUGGUAUUGGCGACCAGUGGUGCAGCCGUCACUAUCAAACAACACUCUAAUAGCCCAUGUGGGUUCAUACUGUUAAAUAAAGAAAUCAUCAUAAGAAAGUCCA